AUGCCGGACCAGGCCACCGAUCGGACGGCCACCAAGGAUAUCAAGACGGAAAAUCGGACUGACACCAAGGGUAUUGAGCCGAAAACAGAAAAUCAAACCCAGAUCAAACUCGAUCCCGGCGAAGAACCCGACGCAAAACUCCCGAUCUGCCCGACUGAGGGCGUCGGACAACGAGAUCUGCAGGCAGAAGGAGCGACAGCGACCACCCCACAGGAGGCCGAUGACGAUGAGGAGAUAUAUUACCAUGAUAGUGUCAAUCUCUCAGCGGAAGAUCUUGAAGGAAACCUGGCUGUCCUCCCCGAAAUCCCGAUCUCGACGACUGCGAAGGUGAGCAUUGAGGAUCUGCAGGUGGGAGACUCCGGAUCGGCCACACCCGAGGAUAUCGAGAGGCUCCGGCAGAUAAUCUGGAAGAAGCGAUAUCUGCUGAUCGGCAAAGCGGCAAAGGGAACGCCUUACCCCGGGCGGCCAAGGACGUCGUAUGUGAUAUCGAUGUUGGAAAUGCAAAACCGAUCGCACUGCGAACCAGGAAAGUGCCCACGCGAUUUCGCGAAAAAGUCGCGGGGCCUCCUGGCAGCCGAGAUCAUCCGACCCUCGACAUCGCCAUGGGCCUCACCGAUCGUGAUUACUAUGUAUCGACUACAAGCUGGCAAACAGUCUCACGAGGUUGAUGUUCUACCCUAUGCCCCUGAUCAGCGAUCUGCUAGAAGAUCUUGA
Molecule: messenger RNA, 714 nt
Organism: Phytophthora megakarya
Lineage: Eukaryota; Oomycota; Peronosporomycetes; Peronosporales; Peronosporaceae
Source: the annotation of a GenBank genome assembly